UAUGGAUUACGUAAUAAUGCUAUUUUCAGUUUUAUGUUGUUUUCUGUUGAAUAAUGCAGUUUGUGUUUCAAUUUCUCGUCAGCAAUGUCGUUUCAUAACUCAGUUCUAAUAUUUUUACUUGUAUUUUCUUCAACUCUGGCUGCAGACUAUGUGAACAAGUUACAUAAAAAACCUUGGCUAGUGAGGUUUUACCCUAAAAAUACACUAUUUAAAAAGGCAGACCUUAUAGACAGGGGGUGUACAGUUUUUAUUAAAGAAUGCCCACAAGUUUACAAAAAAUUCUCAAUUUGUGCCAGACACUACGACGGGAAGUACAAAACAUUUAACAAUUAUUGCGAAAUGGAAUUUGAGAAUUGCAACAGUUGGCGACAAUGGAGUAUGAUUAAGCAAGUCAGUUGUUGAUAAUUAUUUCAAUAACGAAGAUAUCUCACUUUUUUUAUAUAUAACUCUGUAACUUUAAACAAUAAAAAUAUUGAAAUUCGA
Plodia interpunctella (Indianmeal moth) is the source of this 483-nucleotide messenger RNA. RefSeq lists its product as uncharacterized. NCBI's taxonomy places the organism in Eukaryota, Metazoa, Arthropoda, Insecta, Lepidoptera, Pyralidae. Bases 85 to 402 code for a protein of 105 amino acids. The record is from RefSeq and is a predicted model, not a curated record. The transcript is spliced from 4 exons.